Messenger RNA from Pseudophryne corroboree (corroboree frog), 1095 nucleotides. It is a transcript of the gene TMEM140, whose product is annotated as transmembrane protein 140. Lineage: Eukaryota; Metazoa; Chordata; Amphibia; Anura; Myobatrachidae. The coding region runs from base 153 to 755 and encodes 200 amino acids. The transcript has 2 exons. The record is from RefSeq and is a predicted model, not a curated record.
AGCCCAGUGCUGUGCACCAGAUAAACAACCCCCAGUACAUACUUAUAAUCAGCUGACCCAGUCAUGUGACUUACAAGUAACCGAGAGCUGUGUUUUGCAAGCUGAUCCGACAGAGCUGGACUUAUCUCUGCACCAUAUUGGAACGUCCUGGGAUGAGAAUGUCCGAGUGGCAGAAGACGCGUAUAAGCUCUAGCUGGUUGGGCUACAUGGUCAUCUGCUUACAGAGCAUCGUCUGCUCCCUCCUCGUGUACGCCUUGAUUAUCGGAGGUGGAGACAUUGUGGUCGCCGGCUGCAAGAAGAUCGGCUUCUACAACUUCUCCUUGUACAAUAAAACUCUGGACGGUUGUUACUUUAUAACCCAGCUGGAGGAUCUGCCCUCGGCGGGAGAAACCACGCGUCGUGGUCUGGUCCUGGCCAUCAUCCUAACCUACUCUUCGCUGGUCACCGUUAUCAUGGGGGUCCUGACGGCGAUGUGCGCUCAGUGUUUCCAGGACGGCGUCCUGUGGAAGUUUGCGUUGGUGCUAAACGUCCUCAGCCUGGCAGGACUGUGUCUCGGGAUGACCACUUACCUCUUCUUUACCUGGGACCUAUUUGACAUCUCCCAAGUGACACCAGGCUUCCUGGCUCUGCUGCUGGCCGCCGGUGGACUGUCUCUUCUGUGUUGUAUGAUGAGUCAUUACACACGCCUCACCUGUACCAGGGCUACGUCCGAGAGCCGCAACGCUGACGACGAACUUUUGUUCUUUAAAGUUUAAUUAUUCCACUGUAACAUUUGCACGCUAAAUAACUUUGCACAUAUAUAGAGGGAGAUGCAUCAAACCUUGGAGAGAGAUAAAGUGGAGAAGACGAAGGUGCAGGAUCACGUGCCGCACUGUAGCGGAUUGUGUUCUAUAGAUCGUUAUUGUCUUUUCUUUUGAAGAUUUUGGACAAGUAUUUCCAUAUAACGAUGGGAAGGAAGCAUUACGGUAUUAUACCUUAUGGAAUAUGCACCUUGUCAGCUGGAGAUUGCUGUUCUGGGCUUAUUAAUUAUUUAUAAGAUUUUAUAUUUUUGUUGGUCUAUAUGAAUUACUUAAAAUAAAGGAGUUCGUAAUAAUA